Molecule: messenger RNA, 1368 nt
Organism: Mesorhabditis belari
Lineage: Eukaryota; Metazoa; Nematoda; Chromadorea; Rhabditida; Rhabditidae
Source: the annotation of a GenBank genome assembly
AUGGUUGGCAGAAGUGUUGGGCGUGAGGUCAUUUCAAUCCAUGUCGGCCAAGCCGGAGUUCAAAUGGGAAACGCGUGCUGGGAGCUUUACUGUCUCGAGCACGGAUUGGCGCCUGAUGGAAGAGUGUAUGAUGAUUAUGUCCAAGAUGACGAUUCCUUCAACACUUUCUUCUCGGAGACUCAUUCUGGGAAACAUGUCCCACGGGCGAUCAUGAUCGAUCUUGAGCCAACACCAAUUGAUGAGAUUCGAACGGGCACUUAUCGACAUUUGUUUCAUCCCGAGCAAAUGAUCACUGGAAAGGAAGAUGCUGCCAACAACUAUGCAAGAGGUCACUACACAAUCGGAAAAGAGAUCAUCGAUGUGUGCAUGGAAAGAGUGAGGAGACUUGUUGAAAGAUGCAAAGGAUUGCAGGGCUUCCUCGUUUUUCACUCUUUUGGCGGUGGCACCGGCUCGGGAUUCACCGCUCUUCUCAUGGAGAGACUUUCAGUCGACUAUGGAAAGAAGAGCAAAUUGGAGUUUUGCAUUUACCCAGCUCCACAGGUCUCCACAUCAAUGGUCGAGCCGUACAACUCAAUCCUGACCACUCACACCACUUUGGAGCACUCGGAUUGCUCGUUCAUGGUCGACAACGAGGCGAUUUACGAUAUUUGCAAGAGAUCCUUGGAUAUGCAAAGACCCACGUACACAAAUCUUAAUCGAUUGAUAGCUCAGGUGAUCAGCUCAGUGACAGCCUCUCUGCGUUUCGAUGGAGCUCUAAAUGUGGAUCUCACCGAAUUUCAGACAAACUUGGUCCCGUAUCCAAGAAUCCACUUCCCACUCACCACCUAUGCGCCGAUUCUCUCGGCUGAGAAAGCUUUUCAUGAGCAAAUGUCGGUAGCUGAAAUCACACAACAAUGCUUUGAGCCGGGCGCACAGAUGGUGAAAUGUGAUCCAAGACAUGGAAAAUACAUGGCUUGUUGUUUACUUUAUCGUGGCGAUGUGGUGCCAAAGGAUGUGAACGCGGCGAUCGCUCACGUGAAAACGAAAAGAACGAUUCAGUUUGUCGAAUGGUGUCCAACUGGGUUUAAGGUUGGCAUCAACUAUCAACCACCAACUGUUGUCCCCGGCUCUGAGUUGGCCAAAUUGCAACGAGCCGUUUGCAUGCUCUCAAAUACAACGGCCAUCGCUGAGGCUUGGGCUCGUCUCGAUCACAAAUUCGAUCUCAUGUAUUCAAAGAGAGCUUUUGUGCAUUGGUACGUUGGUGAGGGAAUGGAGGAGGGCGAGUUCUCGGAGGCGCGCGAGGAUUUGGCUGCUCUAGAAAAGGAUUACGAAGAAGUGGGCAUGGACACCCAAUCGGAUCAAGAUUUCGAUGAUCCCGAGGCUGAGUAU